ACGUUUAUUUUCCCGUCGCUUUGGCUGGAUGUCAGUCAGCUUCGCGUCUAAACUACAACUCCCAUAAGAGACUUCCCGGGCGUGACGUCAUGGCGUCGGUGCGUCUCCAAACAUCCGGUCAUGGUUUCAACGUUGCGGCGAACUGAAAAAUAUUGAGAUAUCCCUAUGGAGACUGAAGCCACGCAGACAGACAAGGGGUCCGAAACCGCUGCUCCAGCCCGAACGAAAAAACCUGCCAUGGAAAUCUACGUGCCCAAGAAACGCCAGGUGGAGAAGGUGGAGAAGAUGGAGAAGCUUCAAGCAGGCGGUGACAAGAAAUCCAGACCCAGGCCCCGGUACACAGACAAGGCCCGCAAGAACAAGAAGGAUAAAGCCAAAGCGCCGGAGAGCCCAAAUGGAGAGGUAAAGCGGGAGGACGGAGAUAAAGAGAACCUAAACAUGCACACAGAAAAAGAGGAGGAGUCUAGAGAGGAUGUGGACGGUGUAUCCAGAACUAUGAACACGCCGGAGGACACGGGUAGUGCACUAGAACGUGACGGAGUGCCAAAAGAGGAAGAGGAGGAGGACGAAGGGGAGAACUGGGAUUCUUUGUUUAAUGAUGAUGGUGACUGUCUCGACCCCCAUUUAAUGGAGGAGAUGUCUCUUAAGGAGGGCGGCAAGAAGCCGUCUGUACAGGAGCCGCGCUUCGACUAUUAUAAUUGGACGCCGGAGCUGGAAGAGGAGGUGGAGCUUCGGGACGACGAGCUGUCACACAUCGUGGAGAUUUAUGACUUCCCGUCUGAGUUCAAGACGGAGGACCUGAUCAGAUCCUUCAGCUCGUUCCAGCAGAAGGGCUUUGACAUCAAGUGGGUUGAUGACACUCGUGCCCUGGGUUUGUUCUCCAGUCCCAUCGCAGCUCGUGAUGCUCUGAGGAUGAAGAACCCCAUGAUGAAGGUCAGGCCUCUCUCCAAGUCGUCGAACGCCACUAAAGCCAAAGCUCGUAGCUGCUCCGAUUACCUGCUGCCGGCGAAGGAGCGUCCUCAGACGAGCGCAGCUCUGGCGCGCCGCCUGGUGAUCGGGGCUCUGGGAGUGAAGAGCAACCAGACCAGAGAAGAGCGGGAGGCCGAGAGGAACCAGCUACGGCAGGCCAGAGAUCAGAAACGCUUGGCCGCUAAACAGCGCGAGGACGCCUGGGAGGGCAGAUGAAGGCAGGUUUGUGUUUGACGGUCUGGGUUUGGGGACCUCCGGCGCGGACCGACCCAAAGCCACAGGAGCAGGGACACGGGGUUCAUCCGAACAAAGAGCAGGGACGUUUUCUAAUUUUAUAUCUUCCUUCUCCAGAUUUGUGAACGGUGGACUUUCUCCUGUAAAUGUUUCUGGUCGUUUUCAGGUCCGGAGAGAGCGUUUUAAUGUAUUUUUUUGUGAACGUUUUUCUUUUUGUGACUAAAACAAAGUACAAACGACAUCCUUACCGCGUUUUUUGCUUCGAAAACUUCAGUCGACGCUGAAAGCUGAUGAUGCUCCUGUGUAUGUGAGGCAAUCUCAGAACGUCAACUCUAAAUAAAAAGUAGAGAAAAAGCGGUCAAGCGUCACGGUAGUACUCGUACUGCAGUAAAAUACAGAUUUUUCAAGGAGAAGUUUUAUAAAUCCUUGCUUUAUUUGUGAACUUUUUAUUUAAUGCCAAUCAGGUCUUUCUCAAAUCGUCCUCACACUCAGAUUUUGUGUAUGCUUUCAUUUUUACUGUAAAUACCGUGCCGUUUUUUGUCAAAGUUUUUGUUCACUUUUCUUCCACGCGUCUCUUGUUUUUAGAUGUCGGUGCAUUUGAACUCACAGCUGCGCUCUGAAUAAAAUUUUCAAAGAUCUAAAAUAAUGUGACGAGUAUCAUUCACACGUCUGGAGCAGUAACACCAUGACGGUCUGAACGAUGAGAAUGAAGUCCACAGCAUCUAUAACCAUAUCUUUCCACAACGUUUUAUAGAGCACAAUGUUUUCUGAGCUUGGACUUAGAAGCCAUAUUGAAUUUUCGACGAGAAUGAAAACAAUUAAACAAUGUUAUGCCAUUCUUCCUAUUUGAAACUUGACUUCUGUAGUUAUAUCAUGUACAAAGACAGGCAGAAAAUUAAAAGCUGGACCUACAGGAUCUAUACUCAAAAGUUUGAGUUUUAUAUAAGUGAAAAUCUCAGAACAUGACGCUACUGGUCUAAUUGGACUUAAUGAUAUGAGAUCAAGUGAAUGGAGUCAAAAAAAAGCUAAAGUCUCUGGGAGAGAUAGGAUGAAACUAAAAACAACUGAAACUGAUGCUCAGAGCAGGACAGUGGUCCACAAACACACACAUAUUACCAAGAGAGAGAACACUAUCAUUGAAGUGCAUUUUUAUUUCAAAACAAUCCUAACUUUUGGCACUAGAACAAGGGAAUUUGAUAAAUAUAACAUGUUGUAAUUAACUCUUUAGUUGGUAGCUAAAAAUUGAAGUUAAUGGCAACGCUCGCGUUUCGAAAAUCUGACUCAAAAAUACUCCGACUGAACACUGGUCAUGUGAUCAGAUGAGGAUUUUGUAAUGUUUAUUUUGUAGUUUUUAAAAACAAGCAGUAAAAAAAAAGCAUACAAUUUAUAUAUUUAUAACAUCAUGACUUCCAAUAACUUGGGGCGGGAAGGAAAAAGAAAAAGAAACCCUCAUUUCACAGAGUGAGGAGCAACACAGUUUGAGUUUCAGUAUCAGAACACACUCGCGCGCACACACACACAGCACACAAGAGACACACACACACUGAAACCCCAUUUGAUAUCACAGGAGAAAUCACAUUAAAAAAACCUCACUAAAUGAAUAGAAAGUGAACACAUUAAACAAUGGGAAUGUUCCAGCUCAAAUCAACUUAAAAGGACUAAAAGCAAAAGGCAUU
This is a messenger RNA of Puntigrus tetrazona (Sumatra barb), 2879 nucleotides long. It is a transcript of the gene r3hcc1l, whose product is annotated as R3H domain and coiled-coil containing 1-like. The coding region runs from base 166 to 1185 and encodes 339 amino acids. Lineage: Eukaryota; Metazoa; Chordata; Actinopteri; Cypriniformes; Cyprinidae. The record is from RefSeq and is a predicted model, not a curated record. The transcript has 7 exons.